Molecule: messenger RNA, 597 nt
Organism: Neolamprologus brichardi
Lineage: Eukaryota; Metazoa; Chordata; Actinopteri; Cichliformes; Cichlidae
Source: RefSeq, a predicted model, not a curated record
AUGAGUUUUGUGACAGUCCAGUCUGUGAACAUCAUGACAGACAUCAUGUUACUGAGUCUCCUUCUUAUUCCAAACUCUUUGGCCGCUUGUCCUCAGGAUUCAAACCUGUUCAUCACUGCACCAACAGAGAUGGAAGCUCUGAGUGGAUCUUGUUUACAAAUCCCAUGUAACUUUACUGCUGCUGGACCAGUAAAGUUUGACAGCACAAGACCUGUGUUUGGAGUGUGGAUUAAAAAUGAUCAGAACUUUGGCAAUAAUCCAAACAAUGUGAUCUUCAACAGCAGUGGGACAGUUAACAUCUAUCCAAUGAAUAUUACAGGAAACCUGACACAGAAAAACUGCACCACUCUGUUUUCCAAUUUAACCACAAAUUAUACAAACACAUACUACUUCAGAAUUAUGAACUGGCCGUUCAGAUCAACAGCUUUUUGUGAUCCUCUUAAAAUAACAGUUAAAGAUUCCCCGUGGAGGCCCAAUAUUACAAUCUCAGGUGAUCUGAAGGAGAAGGAGUCUGUCACUAUAACCUGCUCAGCUCUCACUCCCUGUCCACACUCCCCUCCUCAACUCACCUGGAAUCUCCAACAAGACUCUCACAAC